AUGUUUCCAACGAAUCAUAAAACUGUAUUUGUACUAGAUCAUACACCUUAUUUCGGUAUAUCAUCAGAGAAUCCAAUUGAUUUCGAUGUUGCAAAAAGUCGCGGUCCAGGGUACGUACCGCUUCCAGCCGUCUGCAAGUCUCUUUGGACCUGCAGCGUAGAGGCUGCUGUUGAAUAUUGCCGUAUCGUGUGGGACUUAUUUCCUGAAGGAAAAUUAGUGAGAUUUGUUGUAAGCGACUUUGCUGCACACAUUCUGAAUACAUGGGCAAUAAGUCAGCAAAAUUUCACACAUUUAUUAAAUGGUCUAUGCCUGGUUGGGCCAGUGCGUCGUGGAGCUGGUGGGGAUGUAGUGGGUCUCUGUGCAGCUAUCGAAGCCCUAGGGGAACCCACUGGUGUUCAGGCGGCUAGACCACCAGAUAGCCUCUUUCAGAAUCGUGGUCGUAUUCUGUGUAUAACAAGCGCCAGAGAUGAUGACUCUAUACGCAGUUUAAUAGACAUAGCUGUGAACACUCUGGUGCAACAAAACCAGAAGGCAUCUGAACCACAACCUACACCUGUAGAUGGAAACAAUACACAGACCCUUGCAAUACAUUACUGUCACUUGAUAGUGAUAAAUGUUACACCGGAAAAAACUGACUCAAGGGUUACCAACCAACCACUCACUGAGAUGGCAGGUGGUCUAAUGGGUGUUGAGGUGAUAGUGUGUAGAGCUAGUCUAUUAGCAGGUCUUCUAGGACGGCUAGUGUUGCCACAUUACCGGCUAGCCAUUACCACUGUUACUGGCAUCCCUAUGAAGGAAGAACAAAACGCUACGUCAAGUGCAAAUUACGACGUGGAGAUCAUUCAUUCGGCGGAGGCUCACGCGGGACUUAGAGCGGCACAGACAGCCGCUGAGGCGACUGAGUCGGUGGUGCUCCGCUGGUGGACCCCCCGCGGCGCGGAGGGCGGUGCGGGCGGCUGUCACGGACCCUUAUGGCGAGUGACGCCCGCGGACGCCGCCUCAAGACCCUCCGCGUGUCUCGUUAACUUCUUACUCAAUGGACGAUCAGUUACACUCGAACUACCCAGUAAAAAGGGCGGAGGUCGUUCAGCGUCCCACGUGCUAGCAGCUCAAGGCGGCGAACUAUGGAUAGGAGCUUUGGGAGGAAGAUCACCUCACGACGACCCGCCCGCACUGUCUGAAGGCGCUGGGGGCAGGGUCACUGACUACCGUAUAAAGGAGUUCGGAGCUCUAAUGCAUCAGAAUAAACUGUACCCGGGGCGCGGUGCAGGCGCCAACACGCGCGCCCGGGCCCGGCUACAAAGACACACUACCUACUGGCCGCUCACUAUAUCGUCCACACUCAUAUUCAAUAUGGGCUCCGUGAUGGAGCCGUUGACCCGUCUGGUGGUGCAGGAGUCUCUAACUGACGAAGAAGUGGAGCAGUGCCGGGCCGUACUCAUGUCGCUACUGGCUAUGGAGGCGAGACACGACCUGCCCGCGCCGCACCUGCCCGCCGCUGCUCGCGGUAAGUCGAGCGGUCGUCGCGAGGAGCAGUGGCGUCAAGUGUGGAGCGAGGCGGAGGCUCUAGUGAGGGCGCACGCCGUGACCCCCGCGCACAGGGCGCUACUACGGGCUCUGCAGGUCACCAGGACACAUAACAAUGGUGACGGUGAUUCCCGUGCCACAGUAAUAAAGGCUACAACGGAUUCCCCCCUAUCACCUGUGAGUGGGGGGUCGGAUGUAUGGGCCCCGCGGAGCGCCCUGGACGCCCUGCUCGGGGCUCCGAGACCGCACCGGAGGCCCGACUUCGCUGGACGUAUGGCGGCCGGAAAUAGGCCGGCCACGCUGUACUCACAUCUACAGAACGAUGAACAACAUUAG
Danaus chrysippus (African queen) is the source of this 1863-nucleotide messenger RNA. NCBI's taxonomy places the organism in Eukaryota, Metazoa, Arthropoda, Insecta, Lepidoptera, Nymphalidae. The record is from the annotation of a GenBank genome assembly.